GACCUCCUUGCCUCUUCUCCUCAGUCCUCUCCAUUUCUGCCCCCUCUGUCCCUCGUAGCCGCCGGCCGGCGACCGUCGCUGCCAUCACCCGUUGCUGCCGCGCCCGUCGCUGCCGCCUCUACAGCCCUCUCUAUUAAAACCAUAACAUUUGCAAUUCUCUCUCCCAUAAUGAAGCAGAAACUCAAAUCCAAGAACUCUAGCAAGCAGAAGCGUUUAUCUGAAGUUGAAGAAAUCCAGCGCUUGAACUCAUGGAUUCAAUCCCAGAAGCCCGACUCAGGCUCCAACCCUAUGUCGCUCCCUCCGCUGCCCACAGAUGCUCCCGUUGGCCGCAUCAGUGCCGAUUCUUACUCGCGUUACGCGGGAGCAACAAGGUUUGAUCAUUUGCCUAUUUCGAAGAAGAUGAAGGAUGGGUUGCGUAAAGCUGAGUUCAUUGAUAUGACCGAUAUUCAGAGGGCUUCGCUGCCUCACGCGCUUUGUGGCCGAGAUAUUCUUGGUGCAGCCAAAACUGGAUCAGGAAAGACCUUGGCUUUUCUCAUACCUGUUCUUGAAAAGUUGUAUAGAGAGAGGUGGGGUCCCGAGGAUGGAGUAGGGAGUAUAAUAAUAUCUCCCACAAGAGAAUUAGGAGCUCAGCUGUUUGAUGUAUUGAAAGUUGUUGGGAAAUAUCAUAAUUUCAGUGCUGGCCUUUUGAUUGGUGGUCGUAAAGAUGUUAACACUGAGAAGGAGCAUGUGAAUGAGUUGAAUAUUCUUGUUUGCACUCCCGGUCGGCUUCUUCAGCACAUGGAUGAGACUCCAAAUUUUGAUUGUUCACAGCUUCAGGUUUUAGUCCUUGAUGAAGCAGAUCGAAUUCUUGAUGUUGGAUUUAAGAGGACUUUAAAUGCUAUUAUUUCGCAGCUACCCAAGCAUAGACAAACCUUUCUGUUCUCAGCAACUCAAACAAAGUCUGUUCAGGAUCUUGCCAGACUCAGUUUAAAAGAUCCAGAGUACCUUAGUGUACACGAGGAAUCUGUGACUGCUACCCCUAAUCGUUUACAGCAAACUGCUAUGGUUGUUCCUCUUGAGCAAAAGCUCGACAUGCUAUGGAGCUUCACAAAGGCGCAUCUUAAAUCUAAGAUUCUUGUGUUUCUCUCUAGUUGUAAGCAGGUGAAAUUUGUUUUUGAAACUUUCAAAAAGUUGCGUCCGGGAAUCCCAUUGAAGUGCCUCCAUGGAAGGAUGAAGCAGGACAAAAGGAUGGGUAUAUAUUCUGAGUUCUGUCAACGUGAGGAGGGCUCAGUCCUCUUCUCAACAGAUGUAGCCUCUAGAGGCCUUGAUUUUAACAAGGCAGUUGACUGGGUUGUACAGGUUGAUUGCCCAGAAGAUGUGGCUUCUUACAUACAUAGAGUUGGUCGCACUGCCCGCUACCAUUCAGGUGGGAGAUCAGUUUUAUUUCUUAUGCCCUCGGAGAUGAAAAUGCUUGAACAAUUACAAUCAGCUAAAGUACCUAUUCAGCUUAUCAAGGCAAACACAAAAAGACUUCAACCGGUUUCUGGUUUGCUGGCAGCCUUGUUAGUCAAGUAUCCCAAUUUUCAGCAACUUGCUCAAAGGGCCUUUAUCACAUAUCUACGGUCAAUUCAUAUCCAGAAGAAUAAGGAAGUAUUUGAUGUUAUGAAACUGUCAAUUGACGAAUUUUCAGCUUCAUUGGGGUUACCAAUGACCCCAAAAAUCCGUUUCAUCGAUCAGAAAAGGAGGAAGUCAGAGAAGGUGUCUGCUAACUCUACUUUUCUUGUGUUGGAAUCGUCUGAUAAGGAGAAUGCUUUCAAGACAUCAGAUGGAGAAUUGGAGUAUGGUGACUUUAAAGAAAGCGACCAAGGACUCCUUCCCCCAGCUCCUAUUGAUGCCGAUGCCCCUUCUAGUGAAGUCGAAGAUGCAGUGCCACGUACUCGGAUUUUGAAGAAAAAGAAGCUAAAGAUCAAUGUCCACAGGCCAGUAGGGACGAGGGUUAGUUUUGACGAUGAGGGCAACCCACUUGCCCCUCUUGCUAGGCUAGCUGACAUCAAAACUAGCAUUGAGUCAUUUAUAGUCGAUAACGAUAAAAAAGACGAGUUUUACAAAAAGAGGAGGGAAGAGUUAAAGGAAGCUGACAAGGAAGACAAACUUCUGGAGCGUAAUCGUCUUAGAGAGAAGCGGGACAAGGAGAAGAAGAAGAAAUUGAAGAGGGCUCGCAAAGAAAGUCAGGACGACGACGACAUUUCUGGGGAUGAAGAAGACAGGCCUCAGAAAAGGUCAAAGAAAUAUUAUUCCGACAGUGAUGGCGAGGUUGACAAUAAAGUGGAAAACAACUUCAAUACAGAGUCAAGCUCAGUGGCAGAACUAGAAGAGUUAGCUCUCAAAUUGUUGAGUUCUCAGCGCUCAUGAACUACAAUUGGUAUGGUAUUUAAACUCUUCAAAAUUCAAUAUCAAGUAGUUUUUUAUUGCCUCAAAUUUUUCUAGUUAGAGUAUCACCUCCACCAUUAACUGUGGAUGGUAUUCUUCUUCUGGGGUUACAGCUUCAAUAGAGUCAAAGUUUGGUGGCAGUUCAAAUAGCAGAAUUAGACUUUUUUUUUCCUAUACUUUUCUAAUUUACUUGUGACCUGAAGUUGGAGUUUUGCUCUCCUAUACUGGGCACCCCACCUCUAAGGUCUGGAUCGGGAGGAUAUUAAGAGUUUUUCGUAUCAUGCUAAGGUCCGGAUCUGGAAGAUAUCAAGAGUUUUUCGUAUUAUACUUAGAGAACUAGAGAAGUUAGAGCUCAUGAGAUUUACCAUGGUCAAUUUUCACCAGAAAUGUUUUUGUAGUCUGAGUUUAUCACCCCCAUAAACCGUGGAAGGUUGUCUUGUUCUGGGGUUACAAUUUAUAUUCUUUUGUAGCAUUUUGAAAUGGGUCUCUUCUGUAAUUAUUUAAAGAAAUAGAUUUACUGCUUUGUAAUUUCAAUUAUUACCUCAGCGUUUCUUUAAAAACAAAACAUAAGAAACGUAUUUCCCUUUUAAAUACAUGAGAAUUAGAUUCGAGUA
Molecule: messenger RNA, 3023 nt
Organism: Momordica charantia (bitter melon)
Lineage: Eukaryota; Viridiplantae; Streptophyta; Magnoliopsida; Cucurbitales; Cucurbitaceae
Product: DEA(D/H)-box RNA helicase family protein
Molecular function (GO): nucleic acid binding; RNA helicase activity; ATP binding
Source: RefSeq, a predicted model, not a curated record